Messenger RNA from Osmia bicornis bicornis, 716 nucleotides. Its product is annotated as ferric-chelate reductase 1. The record is from RefSeq and is a predicted model, not a curated record. The transcript has 4 exons. Bases 144 to 635 code for a protein of 163 amino acids. NCBI's taxonomy places the organism in Eukaryota, Metazoa, Arthropoda, Insecta, Hymenoptera, Megachilidae. Gene Ontology annotation, molecular function: oxidoreductase activity, acting on metal ions.
UUUUAUGAUUCCCAUGGUGGGAUCUGACCACGUUUGACUUACUCGUACAUGGUUGGGUGGUGCAGUUUCUUUCGAGCGAUCCUACCUCCAACACUUAUCCAGCGCUUAUUAGUUUAAUUAUAUCAAGAAGAGGUGGAGGAAGAAUGAGCUUGACUAUGAGGAACACAGCGACAGCCAUUAUCCUGGCUUCCUCAGUGUUUUUCGUUUAUGGCCUCCCCGAUGGUGCACCCGUGGACACCUGCGUGAAACCAUCAAGACCCAACGAACCCCAUCACGGGACAGCGAGAUCACGUCCCGUUGAAACGAGCCCUUACUCCUUCACAGCAUCAUCGUCUCAAUAUGGUCCUGGCUCGCAAAUCACCGUGACUAUCAGUGGCGCACCGUUCAAAGGAUUCUUCAUUCAGGGACGCGAUCCCGAUACAAACAGCUGGAUUGGUUCCUGGGCUCAGACCGAGAACACUAACACCCACCCCGAAUGCAGUGCAGUGACACAUGCUGAUCCCGAGGUGAAACAACACGCGACGCUUAUUUGGAAUGCACCGCCGAAUGCACGAGGACGAGUAUAUUUCACUGGAACCAUUUUGAAGGAGUACGCAGAGUUCUGGUCCAACCUGGUAGCUACGACGGGUCACUGAAGAUAUUCCCUAAAUUGUUGCGAAUUGUCAACAAUCUGCGAACAUUGUGAUUUACGAGUGGGCAAGAGAAAAUUAUAGUAU